UUCUAAGGUGCCCCAAGUCCUCCUGUUUUUUUUGCGGAUACAGACCAACAGGGCUCCUACUCUGAAACCUUUGAUAUGAUAGUUACUUUUCGUUCUUUUUCUGCGCAUGUCUAUAAUCAACUAUAAUCCGGGUUGCUGUCACUGAGAUUUGGUUUCUGGCUGAGCUGUGCCCCCCCAGCCCCGUGGGGUAAAUCUGCCCGUGGGGUGCAGAGAGGAGGGUUAGCUGCUAAGGGCCACUGCACGAGGUGUUAGGGCGGUCUAUGCAUACAGCUCGCUGUUAGGGCCCCAGUGCAUACUCCGCGUGCGUGUGCUGCAAACUUGUUCAGGGCCCUGGCUUAGGGGGAGAGGAAAGGUUUGCAAAGACAGCCGGCUGGUGCUGGGAGGGAGGCAUGGCCUGGGAUUGUGGAAGCUGCUUUCAUCCUGGCUAGGAAAAACGGUGCUGGCUCUUUAACCCCACACCAUCCUUUGUCGGGGGGGGGGGGAGAGGAGGCAAGCUUUCUGUCUCUGACUGUGGGAGAGGAGGGGGUACAGUGGUUAAAGCAGGGGGGCUGGGAGUCAGGACUCCUGGGUUUCAUCCCCAGCUCUGGGAGGGGAGUGAUGUCUAGGGUCUCAGAGGUUAAGGGCAGAUGGCAUCAUUAGAUCAUUUUGUCUGACCUUCUGAAUAUCCCAGGACAUUAAACUUCACCCAGACAGUUGUAGGUUGAGCCCAAUGACUUUAGUAUUUCCACCCUCAAGAGCUUAAGGCAGAAGUGGGCAAACUACCACCCACCAGCCAUUUUAAGCUAGCCCUCAAGCUCCUGCUGGGGAGCAGGGUCUGGGACUUGACCCACUCCAGCUCGGGUGAAGGGUCGGGGGCCACUCCACGCAGCUCCCGGAAGCUGUGGCAUGGCCCCCCUCUGGCUCCUACGCACACCAAGGAUCCCGCUCCAAUGGCCCCCUCCAGCAGUCCAAUGGGAGCUGCAGGGGAGGUGCCUGCGGAUGGGGCAGUGUGCAGUGCCACCUGACCACGCCUCUGCAUAGGAGCUGGAGAAGGGACAUGCCGCUGCUUCUGGGAGCUGCUUGAGAUGUGACCCUCGGGCCAAAAAGUUUGCCCAGCCCUGACUGAAGGGGUUGUGAGCCCCAAGCAGAGAACAGGCGAGAACCAGCGUCUCUGGUGUUAUGCGGGGAUUGAUUAGAACCCUGUACAGUCCCUGCGCUCUACUCACCAUGCCCGUGGAGGAGUUUGUGGCUGGCUGGAUUUCAGGAGCUGUGGGUCUGGCCUUGGGGCACCCAGUGGACACAGUGAAGGUGCGGCUGCAGACGCAGUCUGGCUAUCGGGGGAUCCUGGACUGCGUGAUCAAAACAUACUGCAAUGAAACGGUCCUAGGCUUCUUUAAGGGGAUGAGUUUCCCACUGCUGAGCGUGGCCCUGGUCAACUCAGUGAUGUUUGGGGCCUACAGCAAUGCCCUGCUGUACCUGAGUGCCACCCACCACCACGAACACCGUGCCAACUCCCCCAGCUACGCCCAUGUCCUCACUGCUGGCAGCUUCUCCGGCCUGAUGCAGGCCGUGGUCCUGGCUCCUGUUGACCUGAUCAAAGUUCGGCUGCAGAACCAGACUCACUCCUAUGGGCUGAGGAGUCCAGUGGGGGGCCCUGGAGCCCAGUACCGGGGCCCGGUGCACUGUGGUGCCUGCAUAUUCCGUGAGGAGGGGGUACUGGGCCUGUUCCGGGGCACCUGGGCCCUGGUGCUGCGAGAUACACCCACUAUGCCCGUCUACUUCCUCACCUACGUCAGCCUGUGCCGGGCUGUGACAGAGCCAGGGAGAGAACCGGGCCCGAUGACAGUUUUCAUAGCUGGGGGCUGUGCUGGCACAGUCUCCUGGGCCUUAGCCACGCCCAUGGAUGUGAUCAAGGCCCGGCUCCAGAUGGACGGGGUGAAGGGACUGUCCUACCACGGGGUCUUGGAUUGCAUCCGCAUCAGCGUUCGGCACGAGGGACCCCGGGUUUUCCUAAAGGGCCUUGCCCUGAACAGCAUCCGUGCCUUCCCUGUCAACGCGGUGACCUUCUUGAGCUACGAGAACAUCCUGAAACUCAUCCGCUGAGCCCCACCCUGCUCCCUGCAGCAUCAUUCCCCUCCAUCACCACACUGGGAGCCAGCACUGACUGCCAGGGGAGAGCACCCCCUACUGAGCCCCGCAGCAGAGUGCCCCCGGCGUUGUGCUGGGGCAUGGAGGUCAGCACCGACUGCAAGAGCAAGGCAGGAUCACCCCUCCUACAGUCUAUCCCCCAAGGUUAGGCUGUGUCCUAGAUUCAAAUGUCCUGAGUGACGUUGGUUCUCCCCACUUUCCAUGCAUCUUAGCACCUCGGGGAGAGGAACUGCCUGGCAGUGGUGGGGAGGGUUAGUGACUUGGGAGCUGGGGAUGAAAGAGAGGGAAUGAGAACUGAGGAGCUCGUCUAGGGGGUAGGGGAAGAGGAGAGAGAGUGAGUGAGUGUGCGCGCGAGAGCGGGGGGAAUGGUCAUGCUGCUAAAAAACACAGUCACCAGUGAGGCCUCCUGGGUUCUAUGCCAGAUCUAGGACUAGAGGGGGAGUCAGUUCUGCUGGGUUCUUUUCCCAGCUCUGGGAGGGGAGUGGGGCCCAGUGGUGCAUGUGGGGGAAAGGAGGGGCCAUAGGCAGAGCAGUGUGGGGGAAGGAGUUCUAGGAGUAGGAGGAUUUCUCCUUAUCCAGCUAUAGCAGCAUUUCCCUAGCAACCAAAAUUCUACUUAAUACUCAGUCAGCAAACUCUCUGCUGUUGGCCCAGUCUGACAGGCAUAGAGACCCUGCCACCGCCACCCUGGAGCAGGCUGCAAUGUGCAGGGACCAAGGGAGGCAAGCUAAACCUAUUAGACAAUAGCCCCAGAGUCAGGAAUUGAAGCUAGGAGUCCUGUCACCCCUGCUCUAACCCACCACACCCCACUCCCCUCCUAGAGCUGGCAGAAAACCCCCAGGUGGCCUAACUCCCUGCUCUGUGAUUUUUAGCUGUAACCCACUAGACAAGCCCCUCCAAGCCCACUAGACCCCACUCUCUACCAAGCGCUCAGAAGAUCCCUAAUACAAGCUCUUUGCCACAAUACCUGGAGGGCUGGGUCUUUGCCAUAGAUGUGAUGGAACAGUAGAGGCUUCCCAGCUCAUUUACUGCCGUGGGAGGGGGGGAAAAUCGGAGAGGCAGGUCCCUGUCCUUGCCAGCUCCCUGUGGCCCCUCUGGCUGCUCCCAUCCUCCUAGGGUACAUCUCAGGAAAUGCAAGCCAACAACGUGGCAACGGAUUCCUUCGCUGCUGCACAGGAGGGACAAUCCUCCCUGAAUGGCACAGCUCACUGCACUGCACGGGAGGGAAAGCCAGGCCAGGAUUGGACAUCCCGUUCCUAACUCUGUUGGAGUUUCAUGGUUAGAGCCUAAGGUGCAAAGCAGGAAAGGGACAUGCCCCAAAGUUCACAGAUUUCAGAGUAACAGCCGUGUUAGUCUGUAUUCGCAAAAAGAAAAGGAGUACUUGUGGCACCUUAGAGACUAACCAAUUUAUUUGAGCAUAAGCUUUCAUGAGCUACAGCUCACUUCAUCAGAUGC
Caretta caretta (loggerhead turtle) is the source of this 3579-nucleotide messenger RNA. RefSeq names its product solute carrier family 25 member 45 (gene SLC25A45). Lineage: Eukaryota; Metazoa; Chordata; Testudines; Cheloniidae. Gene Ontology annotation, molecular function: transmembrane transporter activity. Gene Ontology annotation, biological process: transmembrane transport. The record is from RefSeq and is a predicted model, not a curated record. Gene Ontology annotation, cellular component: mitochondrion.